This is a messenger RNA of Apiotrichum porosum, 1179 nucleotides long. RefSeq lists its product as uncharacterized. The transcript has a single exon. Gene Ontology annotation, molecular function: sugar-phosphatase activity; beta-phosphoglucomutase activity. NCBI's taxonomy places the organism in Eukaryota, Fungi, Basidiomycota, Tremellomycetes, Trichosporonales, Trichosporonaceae. The coding region runs from base 1 to 1179 and encodes 392 amino acids. The record is from RefSeq and is a predicted model, not a curated record.
AUGUCUGUUUUCACCAAGGAGGCUUUCCAGAUGUCGGCCAUGCCCUCGCCUGCUUCGACCGCGCCCAACUCUACUCUCCCUUCGCGUCGUGGCUCCAUCGCCGGUGCCUCGGGUGCUUCGACUCCCGCCCUCGAGAACCCCCACAUCAUUGAGAUCAACGUCGACUCGGUCCUCUUUGACAUGGACGGCACCCUCAUUAACUCGUCGCCCGCUGUCGUCAAGGCUUGGGAGCUGUUUGCUGCCAAGUACCCUCUCGACCUCGACGACAUUCUCCACUCGGCCCACGGCUACCGCACCAUUGACGCUCUCCGCAAAUGGUGCUCGAUCCCUGAGGACGAGCUCCCCGAGGAGGUGAUGCGUUUCGAGACUGCCAUCCUCACCAACGCCGAGGAGAUCGGCAAGGCCUCCGGUGGCGCUUCGGGCAUUCAGGUUCUUCCCGGUGUCGAAAAGCUCCUCAACGACCUUUCCUCCGACCGUCAUCUCCGCAACGGCGAGGAGAAGUGGGCCAUCUGCACCUCAUCGACCAAGUUCUACGCCGGCCAGGCACUCCCCAUUGCCGGCCUCACCACCCCAGAGAUCUUCGUCACCGCCGACUCCGUCCAGCGCGGAAAACCCUUCCCUGACCCGUACCUCCUCGGCGCCGACGGUUGCAACGCUUCGCCUUUCGACUCGAUUGUCGUUGAAGACGCGCCUACUGGAAUCCGAGCUGGCAAAGCGGCUGGGUCGUUUGUGUUGGCUACUUGCACCUCGCACUCGCGCGAGGACCUCGAGAAGGAAAGCCCGGACUUUUUGGUCGAGGAUUUGACCAAGGUGACCGCCACUUGGGAUGCCGCCACUUCCUCCUUCAAGCUCAUUAUUGAGCAGCCCGUUGGCCGCCUGGGCCCUCGUGUCACUCCCGACAGCACCCCUCUGGUGACUCCUGCCGGCUCGCGCGCGGCCUCGUUCUCGGGCGACCGCCAGCGUCUGGCCCGCUCGAUCGCUCCCACCGGCGAGCUUACUGGCAACGACAGCGUCGUUGGCUCUCCCGUUCCCUCGCGCCCUGGCUCCCCCUCGUUCGGCGACAAGGCUGCCGAGCGCAGGGCAAGCAACGGCGCCGCUGCCAACAUCUCUCUCGAGGCAUUCAAGCGCGCUCUGGCCGGAAACGCCAACAAGGUCCGCGAGCUCGCCGCCGAGGAGUGA